UAUUUUCGGGAGAAUCCCAACACACACACACACACACUUACUGCACAUAUAAAGCGCUAGGCAUGGAGCAGAAGUCACUACUUUAUCAGAGGAUCUGAAUAAAACAUCUCUUUGUGAUUCGGUCCUCUAACAGCGCGUACAAUUCGCAUGGGAAAAUAUACUAGAAUUUAAACACGAAAAAUAAUAAUUCCGAUUCAGGGCUAUGUUCUAGCCUUAUCUUGCUCUCCUGUGUUUUUUGAGUGAAGGUCAUCGGAGUGAGUGUGAGCCGGUAAGGAAGAAUGGUGCCACUUCCGGGUGCGGAGCUCGUGCGGACUCCGGUGCAGCUUUACCGCUACCUGCUCCGCUGCUGCAGACUGCUGCCCAGUGCAGCCAUGCAGACACACUACCGACACACUGUCCGGCAGAGUUACAAUAGCCACGCAGAUGAGGACGAUCCCGAACGAAUUCGUAUGAUCAUCCAGCGAGCUAUUACUGAUGCUGACUGGAUUUUAAACAAGUAUAUCAAAAAAUCAGGAUCUCCAAGUCAGGAUAAAACACAACAAAGUAACUCUGAUGGAAGGUGAUGCUACACUGGAUUGCUUGAAGCUCAAAGAAAGUUAAAUCGUGUUUAUUACCUGUUACUGUUGUAGGCCAAGUUUUUCAAGGGAAGAAAUGUACCAAACUGUCCAUAAAAAUAAAUUGGUGCUCACUGACCAACUGUAUAUUUGUGUGAAAAUGUCAAACUAACCACUCAGCUGAACCAUGCCAUUAGCUUAGCUCUCUGGAUGCACCUGUAUUCAUUUCCAUUGGUUACAUUAAAUAUUUAAUAAAUAUAAUGAACUCUGAUUUUGUCAGCACUGAUUACGGUUGAAUGUUUAAUAAUGAAAUAAUAAUUUUAAAAAUAAAAGUAUUCCUCAGCAUUUUGUCCGAUUAUGUAAAUAUUCAUUUUCUUUCAGACUCACAACAAACAUGAUCUAUGUGAUUUAUUAAAUGUUAAAGCCAUGACUCAGAAUUGCCUAGGUCUCCUAUUUUGAAUCUUAAAUAAAUAUUUAUUACCUUUUAAAUAUUACCACUGCUGUGAAUAAUAACUUGAUAACCAUUUACAUCUUAAACCUAAUACAUUUGGGUUAUACAGCAGUUAAAUUUUUUAUCACUGACAUUUAACUUGAUUGUCCAGUGAUUCUUGCUGCAAUUGAAAUAAAUAUUUAUACAUACAUUUAUUUUCUUUGCAUUGUGUAUUUGCAUUGUGUUUGUUUGUUUUGUUUUGUUAAACCCACCUAAAUGAGGCUGAGGUUCCCUUUCGGGUCUGGUUCCUCUCAAGGUUUCUUCUUCUUACCGUCUUGGGGAGUUUUGCCUCGCCACACUCACCUCAGGCUUGCUCACUAGGGAUAAAUACAAGUAAAUUUACAUAUAAUUCCAAUUUUAAUCUUGAACCUUUUGUCUAACAUUAAUCCUGAACGUUUUGUACUAUGUUUCUAAUGUUCUGUGAAGCUGUUUUGAGACAAUGUCCAUUGUUAAAUGCGUUAUACAAAUAAAAUUGAAUUGAAUUAUUU
This is a messenger RNA of Hemibagrus wyckioides, 1532 nucleotides long. RefSeq names its product LYR motif containing 9 (gene lyrm9). Lineage: Eukaryota; Metazoa; Chordata; Actinopteri; Siluriformes; Bagridae. The record is from RefSeq and is a predicted model, not a curated record. The transcript is spliced from 3 exons. The coding region runs from base 279 to 563 and encodes 94 amino acids.